Messenger RNA from Asparagus officinalis (garden asparagus), 772 nucleotides. RefSeq lists its product as uncharacterized. The coding region runs from base 85 to 675 and encodes 196 amino acids. The record is from RefSeq and is a predicted model, not a curated record. The transcript is spliced from 6 exons. Gene Ontology annotation, molecular function: S-adenosylmethionine-dependent methyltransferase activity. Lineage: Eukaryota; Viridiplantae; Streptophyta; Magnoliopsida; Asparagales; Asparagaceae.
AUAUUGCUAUUAUCCCUCGCCCUCAGCCUCAGGAGCCACGAUCGAUCGAACUCCCAAAAAAAGAUACGCGAAUUAAAAAAAAAAAUGGAAGAGGAGAGGAAUUAUAGCAAACUGGAAGAAGCUCUCGAGAUCAAGUCCCUGCGCCGAAUCAUUAGUGCUUAUCUCAAUUACUCGGAUGCUGCUGAAGAGGAUGUUCGAAGAUAUGAGAGGUCGUAUAAGAAACUCUCACCUGCUCACAAGGCUCUUCUCUGUCAUCUUCCUUUGAAGUACCAAAGACUUCGACGGUGUAUAUCGGUGAAUACAUUUUUCAUUAUGAACAUGCUUCAGGCAUUCGAACCUCCUAUUGAUAUGAGCCAGAAUAUAGAUAUUGAUGAACAUGAAAACUUAGAACAUGCCGUUGAUCAGAAUCUUCAAACACAAGCACAGAAUACUCGAGAAACUAGCAUUGACUCAGGGCAGCCUUUUCCAUCCAUUGGAAGUGAGGAUUCUGGUCCUGAAUCAUAUCAUAUCCAAAGAGAAAGCAACACAGAUAGUGGGCCUUCGGGAAGAAAUAAUGAGAUAGAGGAGAUGCAUGUUGGAAAUUCCUGCAAGUCUAACUUUCGGAAGGACAUAUCCUGCGCAUGCCAGAGUGAGAUAUGUAAUGGUAGUGGAGAUGCUGAUAAGGUAAAUUGCUGAUAUGAGUUUCGGGUUUUGUUUCUAAUGAAGCAUAAUUAUAUCCUGAUUGAUCUUUUCAGAUGUUUUUCAAUCAUUUUAUUUACUACAUUAACAUAUA